Messenger RNA from Drosophila guanche, 2729 nucleotides. It is a transcript of the gene bdl, whose product is annotated as protein borderless. Gene Ontology annotation, cellular component: axon; plasma membrane. The record is from RefSeq and is a predicted model, not a curated record. Gene Ontology annotation, biological process: dendrite self-avoidance; homophilic cell-cell adhesion; axon guidance. Lineage: Eukaryota; Metazoa; Arthropoda; Insecta; Diptera; Drosophilidae. Bases 365 to 2515 code for a protein of 716 amino acids. Gene Ontology annotation, molecular function: cell-cell adhesion mediator activity. The transcript has 6 exons.
GUCGUUCUGUGCAGUACGCGACCCUCAAAAACAGUCCGCAAAUAGUCAGCAGUCAGCUACGGGUUAGAGGGAACAACAAACUGCGCACAAUACAAUAGAUAUUUCCUGGUGCGGAUCCGAGAAAUACGAGCAGUAAAUGCCAUAGAAAUUCGUGCAAAGAAAAGAAGAGCAAAGAGCAAACAUUUUGACCUGAUUUUCGGGACUUUGCAUAGAUUUUAAUUUGAUUUUGAGUCUUUGUUUUUGCGCUGCACAACGCGGAAUUAUUAUGCAAUGAAUACGACGAGUGAAUGAGUGUGAGUGUGCGAGUGUGCGAGUGUUUUGAGUGUGUUUAAGUGAGUGCUCAGCCCAGACACGAGACAGACAGAUGGAGAAAAUGCCAAGAAGAACUUUGGAAACGGUGCGUUCCGUUACGCUGCUCAUUGCACUGCUGACGCUCUUAAUGCGUGCAUCCUGUACGGUUGGCGCUCGCGAUCAUCGACGCCAGACGAAUCUGGAGGCAAAAGUGGGCUCACACGUGGUCUUCAGCUGCUACAUCGACUUCCCCUUCGACUCGCCCAUUCCGUACGUUGUGCACUGGAGCAAGGAUAACAAAAAGAUCUUCACGUGGUUCGAGAAGGAAACCUCCACCAACGAGCUCUUCAAUGGCCGCCUGCAUCUCGUCGAACAGCAUCCAGAGUACGGUCGUGCCUCCGUCAAUCUAACAGCCAUAAGGGAGUCAGACCAAGGCUGGUACCACUGCCAGGUGAUCUUUCCCAAUCGCUCGCCCAGCAUACGCAACAAUGGCACGCGCUACCACCUGGCGGUGCAGGGCGGCUCCCUCAUACGCAUUCCGCCCGUGAAUCAAACCAUACAGGAGGGACAGACCGCGUUCUUUCACUGCGUCAUGAAGUAUCCGGAUAACUCGCAGGCGGCCUGGUACAAGGACGGGGUGCUGCUGCAGGAGGUGCAGGAUUUGGUGCGGCGUUCGUUCAUGGGCCCCGACGGCAGCCUCAGCAUCGAUCCGACCAUGAUGAGCGACCUGGGGGAGUACGAGUGCAAGGUGCGCAACAAUGAGGGUGAACUGCAGACGGCCAAGGCCUUUCUCAAUAUACAAUAUAAGGCCAAGGUGAUUUAUGCACCGCCCGAGGUGUAUCUGCCGUAUGGCCAACCUGCCGUACUCGACUGCCACUUCAGGGCCAAUCCACCGCUGAAGAAUCUGCGCUGGGAGAAGGAUGGCCUGCUGUUCGACUCGUACAAUGUGCCCGGCGUAUUCUACAAGAUGAAUGGCAGCCUGUUCUUUGCCAAGGUGGAUGAGAAUCAUGCGGGCAGCUACACGUGCACACCCUACAAUGACCUCGGCACGGACGGGCCCUCGCCCAUCAUUAGUGUAAUUGUGCUGCGACCGCCCAUUUUCAGCGUCACACCCAAGGCCAUUUACAUACAGAAGCUGGGCGAGUCGGCCGACCUGCCCUGCGAAGCCAUCGACCGGGACGGAAACAAUCGUCCAUCCAUUGUCUGGAGUCGGAAAGAUGGGCAACCGCUUCCACCCGAAAGGCACAGCCUCAGUGGCGGUAACCUGACCAUCACGAGCCUAAUCGAAUCGGAUCGCGGCAUGUACGAGUGCGCGGCGACCAAUGAAGCGGCAACCAUAACAACAGAGGCCGAAUUAAUGAUUGAGAACAUUGCACCACGGCCGCCAUACAAUCUGACGGCCAACAGCACCGAGACCUGCAUCACCAUACGCUGGCAGCCAGUUGCAGGCUACCUGCGGCCCAAUCUCGAGUACACCGUGUGGUAUCGCCUGACAGAGGCGCCCGAGUGGCGCACAAUGCGCGUGCUGGACAAGAAUGUGAUGGAGGCGACCAUACAGCAUCUGGUGCCUGGGAAGGAGUACGAGUUUAUGGUCCUCAGUCAGGACAAAUAUGGCGACGGGAUGUUCAGCAAGCAGUUCCGUUUUCAGACACAACCUUCACCCAUUCGCGCGGAGGAUUUCGAUGCCCAACUGGGACAGAAUGAGCUGGGACAGCUGCCCACAUUUAGCGGUGGUUUGGGUGCCCCUUCAAAUCUCAGCGCGUUGAGCAAUCAGCAGGGCUGGCUGCUGCACUGGGAGCAUCCGACGCAGGGACUCGAGGGCCUGCGGCUAUACACGGUGCGCUGGUGGAAGGAGCCGGAGCACUAUCUCAUCGGCCAGGCGGAGACCUUCGACAACUUCUAUCAGCUGCGGCACCUCAAGGAGGACACCACCUUCAAGGUGCAGGUGGUGGCGGUGGGCGCCAACAGUCAGCAGCAGGUGCCCAGCCCCGAGCUGCUCAUCGAUGUGCCGUCGCAGCGCAAGAUGCGGGCACUGAUCAUUGGCUCGUCUGUGGGAGUACUCUUUUUAUUGUGCGCUCUGUGCGCUUUUUUAUACGUGAAAAGGAGCUGCCUGCGGCACCUGUUUGCCCGGGACAGCGAGGCAGCCUGCGAUGAGGACACUGCCGAGAGCGGGGACUGCGACAGCGAUGAGCAGGACAGCGUCAAGAUACGACAAUCCUCCUGAAUGCUACAGAUCCGCUGGCACUUUGAUGCGAUAGCCAGCGAGGGUUCCCCAUCCCCACCAUCCCAGGCACCCCAGUGAUGCCACUUGAAUUGCCAGUUGCCAGUUGCCAGUGUUGCCCAACCCCAACAUAAUCCAUUACACCAUAAAAUACUGACUUUUUAAUUUAUGUCUAGCUGCUAUCUGUACUAUAAAUUCUACUAAUUCGAAAUAAAAA